AAAAGGAACCCAACAGCCCCAAAAUGCAUUAAACAGUUGUGUUAUUUGUGUAGGGUGGGUGGCGUAGGCCUGUAAGUUGUGGGUUGCCAACUCAACCAACUCUCUGAGAGAGGCAACAAUCGAAUUGGGGCGGAGAAGGAAAUGAGUUUCCUACGUAAAGUGGUGUCCUCAAGUUUCCCUGCUCAAGUUUUGACAUUUUCAAAGAGGCCCUUCAAGGUGAAGUCUCUUGAUGAAUCUACCUCUUCCUCCGUCAGCCAUGGUAUUCAUGUCUUCCAUUGCCCAGAUGAGGUGGGAAUAGUUGCAAAGCUAUCAGAAUGUAUUGCUUCAAGAGGUGGAAACAUUCUCAAUGCUGAUGUUUUUGUGCCUGAGGACAAGAAUGUGUUUUACUCUAGAAGUGAAUUUAUCUUUCACCGGGCGAAAUGGUCUCGUGUACAAAUGGAUGAAGACUUUCUGAAACUGUCGAGGAUGUUCAAUGCUAUAAAUUCUGUUGUCCGAGUGCCUGACCUUGACCCUAGACAUAAAAUUGCAAUUCUUGCCUCAAAGCAGGACCACUGUCUUGUUGAUUUGUUGCAUGGCUGGCAAGAUGGAAGGCUUCCAAUUCAAAUAGCAUCAGUAAUAAGCAAUCAUGAUAGAGCUCCGAACACCCAUUUGAUUCUAUUCCUAGAGCGGCAUGGAAUACCUUACCAUUGCUUGAGGACAACUCCUGAAGAUAAAAGAGAGAAAGAGAUCCUGGACUUAGUCCAGGAUACUGAUUUUCUAGUGCUUGCUAGAUACAUGCAGGUUCUUUCUGGAAACUUCUUAAAAAGUUAUGGAAAGGAUGUUAUUAAUAUUCAUCAUGGCCUAUUGCCAUCUUUCAAGGGUGGUCAUCCAGCUAAGCAGGCAUUUGAUGCUGGCGUCAAGUUAAUUGGUGCAACAAGUCACUUUGUUACUGAAGAACUUGAUGAAGGGCCAAUAAUUGAGCAAAUGGUGGAAAGAGUUUCCCACAGAGAUAAUUUGCAGAGUUUUGUACAGAAGUCCAUGGAUCUUGAGAAACGAUGCCUUUCAAAAGCAAUAAAAUCAUAUUGUGAGCUGCGUGUUUUGCCUUACGAACGAAACAAGACUGUUGUGUUUUGAUGAUGAAAGGCAAAUCUUCUUGUUUUGAAAGGGAUUUCAUAUUCAGUGGGGUUCUUUUCCAGGGGAGUAGCGAAGGAGGAGGCGUGUAUUAAGUAUGGGAUGCAAAGUCAUUUUACCUGCACUCUUCCAAUGCAUUUCCAAGUGACAAACUUUUAAAUCCACUUUCACUUACUCUGUAAUUGUUUUGUUUAGUUCUGUAGAGCUCAUCAGAUGUGUAGUUUUGGUAAAUCAGUUAUGGUGUUUCUUUUAGCCAAAGCAAUAUGACUUGUUAAAUUUCAUCACCAAA
Molecule: messenger RNA, 1399 nt
Organism: Coffea eugenioides
Lineage: Eukaryota; Viridiplantae; Streptophyta; Magnoliopsida; Gentianales; Rubiaceae
Product: formyltetrahydrofolate deformylase 1, mitochondrial
Exons: 8
Coding region: 142-1113 (323 amino acids)
Biological process (GO): 'de novo' IMP biosynthetic process
Molecular function (GO): formyltetrahydrofolate deformylase activity
Source: RefSeq, a predicted model, not a curated record